GAGGUACAAGCAACGGCCGCGUCGUGUUUUUUUAACACGCGCGUGUCUCGCCGGUCUUGCGCCUAUACUCGGCGCUCACGUAACUCGCGAAAAACUCAAAAUUGUGAAAGUGACACAUUGUGGCUGAUAUCAAAACGUUCAGUUUCCAUUAUAGGCCCUAGGACCCCUUUUUAAAUUCAAGGAUCGCUCAACUGCUACUCCCACAAUUUGCAGGUAUUGUUCGGGCAUACCAAUCGAUGUAUUGUACCGCGCAUGUUAUGCGAGAUUGAUGAGCCGGUAAGCGCGUCGACUCGGCGUUAGUCGCCGUCUUCAGACUUGUUUUGCAGCAAAUGAGGGGAUCAACGGAAUAAGGAGUCUGGAAGAAUCUUCGACGAACUCGAUAUCACUCUCGAAUCACGGCGAAACAAACACAGAAUCAGCCCUUGCAAUGGGAAGCACCGAUUCUGCUGGAAACACCCGCAACGGAGGACCAGCAUGUGGCUUGGUGAGCUCCCUUUUUCCAAGCAGUUGUAGGGGCAGAGCGGAGGCCUUCGCCAGACGUCUGCACAGACGAUUAACUUCUCUAGAUGGAGAACACGAAAAUCGCGACAAUGUGGAUAUAUCCAAACCUGAUGAAACCUCCUGGCUUAACUCCCCCAACAUCAGAAUUGGAACAAGUUGUUCUACAAACUCAUCGGAUAAUAAAAGCCACGUUCUGAAUCAUCAACCUCGACACAGUCCAGAAUCUGAUCUCUUCUUAGAAUUGGACCGAGAAUUCGAAGAAAAUGGAAUAUCCUCUCCAGCUGAAGAAGCCACUGCCUCGGAACUAGCCCACCUUCAUGUGAACUCUCAAAAUCUGAAAAUCAAACACCAAGAUGCCUCUAACUGUUCUACAGGGGGACCAAGAUCUUCUGUGAUUAACUUGGAUUUCGGAUCUGACAGACUUUAUUCUUCCCCAAUUACUGGAAACACUCCAGAAAGCGAUGAGUCAGAAUUAUACUUUGAUCCCGUAUCUUCCGAUGGAGAAAAGCAAAAGGAUAUAUUCUUCGACCCUGUCACUUCGUCCGAGAGCGAAGGAGUUUCAACUCUUUCAAAUGGAAGUGAUCCCAAGAUGAUGAAACUCCUUCUUCGGAAACUGGAUAUGACUAAGAACGAGAAAUCAACCAAGAAUCAUGACGACACAUCUGAGUCUAGUUACUCUUUGCAGAAUGAUGAAUUCGAAAUUCCAAGUUUGCAGGUGAAUAUUUCUGGGAGUGCAGAUGAUUCUUAUUCUAUUGGGAGGAGUUCACUGGAUACGACGUCUCAUGAAUCACUUUGGAGCACAUUUGAUGACAGUACUUUGUCAGAAUGCUCUGUAAGAAUUGAUCUUUUUAACGGUACUCAAAUGCGGGUUCCAAAAUCGCAUUCUGACUCGGAAUUGCCAGACCAGGGAAGAAAAUUGGUGAUUGACGAGGAGAAUGAAGAACUGGCGAGGAGAAUCGAGCCAGAUAAAGAGAAUGAGUAUCUGGGUGUAGAUUGUGUGGACUUUGCUAAUAGUACGAUGGAAGAAGCUGAAAUGACCAAGCAUCCCCUAAAAGAGGACCUUAAGACUCAUUUUGAAAAAGGAAUAAAUCAGUUCAUCGAAGUAAAGGAAAGAAAUGAUGAGCAUUCGAAACUUGAUUCUAAGGAAUCUAGCGAUACUGAAACUGAUCAGUCUACCUACAGCAGCACGAUUAGCACAUCAGGUAAACUUACUCUUGAAUGCGGAUCAGGAUCAAGAAUUAAUGCAGUCCCCGAAACCACCAAGAAGGAGGUCAAGUUGAUGAUCAAUGAAGAAUCCAUUCUCAUCAAUAAAGAAUACGAUAACACCACUGACUGUCAUCAAAGAUUAGAGGUUACCCCUGAACUUGAACUUCAGGACGAAAAUUGUCGAAAGGCUGCAGCAGAAGCGUACCCAGGAGAAGAGGAAGAAGAAUUGGAAUCACAAAGACCCCAUAGAGUCAGGCGCUGCUCUUCCCUAAAGACUGGCAAGACUCCUCCAGGGACUCCGGGUAGGAAAAAAAUCGUUCGGUUUGCUGAUGUCCUUGGUCUUGAUUUAGCAGACGUGCGGACCUUCCUCGAUGAGAUCCCGAAGGUUCCAAAUUCCGCAUAUUCGGAUCUAAUCUACGAUGAUCUCGUUUUUCAUAAAGACCCAAGUCCUAUCAAUUGUGGGGUUCAAUCCUGGAGCGCUAGAUACUUGGACAAUAAUCGGAAAACCUCUACACUAAAGAAACCUGAUAAAGUGCUGGUUCCGCUUUUCCAGCAGCCAGGAGGACUUCCCAAUUUCCUGGAUUUUGUUCGAGAUCGACGAGUUUGUUUGGAGAACGCUCUGGUCUGUGAUCUUGUGAAUCUCUGCAUAACAGGAACUGUUCGAGUAUUGAAUGUAGACUUCCACAAAUCUGUCCACCUUCGAUAUACACUCAACUCUUGGAAGAGUUACAGUGACCUUCAAGCGACCUACGUGCCUAAUUCCUGCGAUGGAUUCAGCGACAAAUUCUCCUUUGUCCUUUAUUGUCACACGUUGCGCUUUGGCCAGAGGCUCGAAUUUGCUGUUAGGUUCCAGGCUAAAGGCACCCAAUAUUGGGACAAUAAUUUAGGCGUGAAUUAUUGUUUCCAGUGCCUACCAGCGACCCCAGAAGUUGGGUACAUACCCAUUACCUCACCCGACCCUGUACAGGAUUGGUCACCUAUGUUUUAUUAAUUUAAGAACAAGGACUGCAAAUUUCAAUUCACGUGAUCUGGAAGAAAAAAAUGGUUGAUACUAGACAGGAUCUUGCGGAAAAAAAUAUUCUGAUAACUCUGUAGAUUUUUUCGGUUUAGGUGCUAUAGGUUUUUUAUAUUUCAUCGACAUACUGGGGGCUUGUUUGCAAUCUAAAUCAGGAGUUAGAAUUUAUUAGGACUAAUUAGGAAUUAAUUGUAUCCUUUAAAAGAAUCGUAAGUUAUCGAUCCAGGUUUAUCUGAGACGUUAAUCUUCUAAACGCAGUGUUGUCACUAUUGAUUCAGCAAAAUAGUAACACAUCUAGUUAAGGCCAUGCAAUACUUGGCCAAUGCCUACCUCACACUGAAAAAGAUGGUUUAGCUGCUCAAGCUAAAUGUUUAACUGGAUUUGUUAAUCUAAAAACACACAGCUGUUAUCGAAAUAUCAAGCUGUAUUAACUAAUUUUUCUAUUUAUAAAACAUAACAAAAUUAGGUUUCGAAACAUUUUUUUUGUUACUAUAAACAUUUAUGACCAGAUAAACCUUCUUUAGUGCCUUUGACUUUAUUUCUAAACUUUCAACUAUCUUAUUUUAUCUUAUUUUUAUAACAUGGCUUUAGAUCUUUAAUUCUUCCACAAGAACCUAAUCAGUCUCGAAGGCCUUUGUCCUCCAACUUAAGAUACUAAUAGUCUAUGAUACGAAGUCUAUGAGAAAUUUGUUCUUUUAUACGCGUGUAUAUUUUAAUCAAACUGCGCCACAAAAGUUUUAAAAGUCGACAAUGCGAAAGAAAGGAUGACUGGAGCGAAUUUUAUCCUAAUAAUGUCGACGUAUGUGGAAUGAAGAAUUUUAUAAGAUUAAGGAACCUAGGUUCGAAAAUUAUUGUUGAUCCUUAAAGAAACGAGGAGUGAAUUUCAAAUCUAUUCUAUGACAAAGAAAUGAUCAACAUUCUUUUUGAGAUGACUUUCGAGUGAGGAACUAAUUAAGUUGACAAUGACAUUGAAUUUAUGUAGGUGUCCUCAGUCAGGUGCCAAAUGCCAACCUUCGGGAGUCAUUUUCGUCGUGCAAAGCGGAACUGAUGAAAUGAAAUGUUUCCUGAGGUAGAUGCUGUAUCGUAUAUACGGUCAUUGGCUCUGUGCCAUAAAGAAAAAAAGACGACAAGUUUCUUACUAUAUCAAGGUGCUCAAUUUAGCUUGCACCUAACGUCAUUUGUGGACUAACUAGACUAAGUUCUGCAUUAAUCAAAUCAACUAAAUACCGGCUGACCUUAUUUUUUUAUCUGUAAUGUAAUCCAAUUCCUAAGAUAUCCAAUGUUCCCAUAAUUCAAUAUUACCAAAAAUUAAUUUGAUCAGGUUUCUGCGGGUAACUUGAAUCUCUUAGGCUGUUAUUAUUAACGUCCAGUAAAGUAAACGAGAGUAAGAAAAUAUACAGCGCUAAUGAAGCACAUCGACAAAUACAACGAUAUUUUAAAGAAUGUUAUACUUCAUAGACCAAUAUAGAUAGUAAUGGCACCAUGUCCAUUAGGAGGUCCUUCUUUUCAUUUGUGGUCGUUUUAAUCAAACAGUGAUAAUUUUUAUUUAUUGCUAUUUGAAGAAUGAAUUUGUAAAAGUAUAUAAUAGAUAUUUUGUGCAUAACGGUAAUGUGUGGGUUUAAAGCAAUCACUUUUUGAGAAAGAUUUUCAAUUCCUAUAGUUUUAUUGUUGUUGACUAAUGAAAUUAAUGUAAAUAUAAUUUUCGUGAAUACUACACAAAAAUAUCAUUCAAUUGGUACUGCUAAAGAUACACAAGAGAAAAGAUGUAUUAAUUGUAAUGAAGCGCAUAGUGACAUUUAUUUUUGAACGAACCUCUUACUUUUUUUCUCUGUGAUCUUGCGAUUUCCAAGGACAAGUAAAAUAAUUUGAUAUUAAAAUACUUUUAUAUAUAUGUAUCGAUAAGAGAUUAUUUAAACGUUUUAAAAAUUAAAGAAAAAGUUAUUCUAAUACUGUUGACUUCCUGAGAAAUGUGGUGCUAAUUGUACAAAUGCAUACCUUCUGGUGUGGAACGUCUUGCAAGAAAUUUAAGGUGUGGCGGAAUUUUCUUUUAACUAUGGUCAAUAUUUAAGAGUUCAGCAAGCUCAACAAUUGAAUAGAAAAUAGAAAAAUAACGAUUGAAUUGAGAAAUGACGCUUUUCAUAGGAAAUCCUAACUCUCUAAGUUAAUUGUAAAUUAAAUAUUAGCUAAAUAUACUCAUAUUUUUACAUGGAGAGCGCAUCAUAUUGUACCUCUAGUCCAUAGAACGGCAAAAAUUAAUUAAAGAAAUAAACGAGAGAUCGAGAAAUCCUCAGGAAGAAAUCAAUGAGAAUUCAAAUGUCUUAUGCGACUUACGCUGUUUUACUUUUUUCUUUGCAUCAUCAAGACUUUGUGAUUAAAAAAUGAUGUCACGUCGAAAUUUAAUUUAAUUUUAAUUGUAAUUUAUGAAUUACAUCGCGCUCGAUUUCUUUUCUAAUAGCCAUUUUUUUCGUGCUGUGAAUUGUUAAGAAAUGAAUUUAGGCUGUGCUAAUCGUGGAUCAAGCGUUUUGCCGAAGAAGAUUAAAGAUGUCAAUGCGUGAGUGUGUAAAUUAGAUCGAGAUAAAAAGCGUCUUUAUUCAAAAAUCUUUUUCCUAUAAAAGCGUCGUUGAACUUUUAUCACCUUUUAUCACGGUGGAUUCGCUUCUUAUUUUAUUCGUGUAUAAGAUUUUAAUUCUAUUAACACAGCAUGGAACGUGAAAGAAUUUUUAACGUUCCUGGUGAAAGCUCCUCGCCAAAGGAAGCAUUUUUUUACAAAAAAUUGUAUUCCCCUCUUUAAGAAUCUGUGAAGAAUUCUAUAAUGUAAAAGAUAGACUGAAAUCGCGAGAAAAAAUGUGUUGAAGUGGUAAACUUUUAAUUUUGCUAUUUCAGCAUUGCUUGUCUAAGUGUUUUUAAAUGCAAUUGUGAGGAACUGUUGUUGAGAUUAUAGUUUUUCUUAACAACGAGCGGAGUUAUGUUUUCGAAGUAUGUAUUCAGUAGUUGUAGAAUAUAAGCCUUUGUGUCAUGUUAAACUUUUAUUUUGUAAUUGUUAUAUAUCAAAUCAAUUAUGGAACUCGUAUGAAGUAUAUCUAAAGUAAUUAGUACCUGAAAGAUGAUUGACGCUUAAUGUUAAAAAUUUGAAGCGCAAAGACAGUAGGAAACAUAGCUUGAUGGACGUUCUAUGAAAAUAUUGUUGGUCAUUUAUGAUUUUUUGGAAUGGUUUAAGAACUAUAUACAAUUAAUUUUUGUCAUAUUUGUCAUUUUCUGAAAGAAAUUUUUAUACAUUUUUUUCUAUAUUUUUCUGCUUUUUUGGCAUUAACGGAAAAUCGUGGAUCUAUUUUUUUUUGUGCAAAUCAUAAAUUGAAUAUUUAAAAAUAUGGAUAAAAAAGAGUUCGAUUUGAGAUGCAUGUGCGAGUUUUUCAAAAUGUUUCGUCAAUCCUCGAAAAAUAAUGAACAAUUAGGAUAAAUUGGGAUUUCAAUAAACGGUAAAAAAAACCAGAGAUUUGAAUGAAAUUAUAGGUAUUUUUUAUAUUUGCCGUUUAUUUAAAUAAAUCCAAAAUAAUUUUGCUAAAUAAAGCUCAGUCUAAAAAAAUAUCAAGAGAUAAUGAUGCUAGAAAGACACAAUGUUAAAAUUAUGUAGCAAUUAUACUUCAUAUAGAUAAGAACAAAAAGAAACGUAACGAAACAUUCGUUACGUUCCUUUUUGUUUCUUUUGACAUAAAACUUGAAGAAACAAAAUCUUGACACUGCAAAUAUAAGAAAUGCCCCUUAGUUCCAUUCGAAUCCAUGAAAAAGUCAACAUUGCUGUAUUUAUCAAUUUUAAAUCUCUUCAUUUUUUGGUCGUUAAUUCAAUUUAAAACCAAAAACUUUUAAAAUUAUUAAAAUGAAAUCUUAAAACAUUAAUCUUGGAAUCCAUUUUUUUAACUGAAAAAGACUUGUUUUUGUUAUUUAUUCAUAUGCUCAGUGUAUGUUUUUAAUCAAUUGAAUUAAUUGUAAAUCAGAAUGGAUGAGUGCAUGUGUAUUUAGGAAAGUCUGUAUCAUAAAGAAUGCGUGAAAACUGAAACCAAGCAUCUAUACAUAUUAUACACGAACAUUUAUUGAAAAAUCAUAUCUCUUUAAUGUUGUUCUAAAUGUUAUUGCGACAAUAAAUGAAAAAUUGAAUUACA
Messenger RNA from Belonocnema kinseyi, 6879 nucleotides. RefSeq names its product glycogen-binding subunit 76A (gene Gbs-76A). Lineage: Eukaryota; Metazoa; Arthropoda; Insecta; Hymenoptera; Cynipidae. Gene Ontology annotation, molecular function: protein phosphatase 1 binding; glycogen binding. The transcript is spliced from 4 exons. Bases 428 to 2698 code for a protein of 756 amino acids. The record is from RefSeq and is a predicted model, not a curated record. Gene Ontology annotation, cellular component: protein phosphatase type 1 complex. Gene Ontology annotation, biological process: regulation of glycogen biosynthetic process.